Molecule: messenger RNA, 29508 nt
Organism: Coregonus sp. 'balchen'
Lineage: Eukaryota; Metazoa; Chordata; Actinopteri; Salmoniformes; Salmonidae
Source: the annotation of a GenBank genome assembly
CUCUCUCUCUCUCUCUCUCUCUUUUCUCCUUUUCUCUGUUGGCCUGCCUGCCAUCCCACACUGACUAGACAGGGUGAGUAGGCUUCAGACAGAGGGAAUGACAGAUCUUUCUCUCUCUCUUUCACUAUCAGCUGUUCACUCAUAAUCUCUUUAAUCUUUCAUACUUGCUCCUUAUCUCUCCCCUUCACUACCUUGCAUUCCUUUAGUUUUCUGUCCUUCCAUCUCUACCUCACCCUUCCUGUAACGUGUGCGUGUGUUUGUGUGGCAACGUGUUUGUUGGCGUGAGUGAGCUCACCCCAGGGCUUGACAGUCGUGUGUGUGUGUGUGUGUGUGUGUGUGUGUGUGAGAGGGAGAGCUGAGUAAGGGACAGGGUGAUUACGGUGUGCAGUUUUAUGGCUCCUGAGGAGCUGAGGCAGGCUCCAACAAGGUACACUCUCAUAUGGAGGAGAGACACACACUCAACCUAACACCUCUAGGGAGCGUUUGAAGUGUGUGUGAAGUUGUCAUUACAAAGUAAUUAUUCAAGCACAUUGCCAGCGGCAGCAUAAUCCUGCUGACUCUGGCUAAACCUAAAAGGGAACGUGAAGAAGGAUCUGUUACAGUUUUAGAAUAGUGAACAUUACAUGACAUCAUCCCUGUACUGAAUCAGUCAAGGGUUAAAUUACAGAUGGUUUUUUAUGGUUGGGUCUUCUAAGGCUCUCUGCCACUGAACUAUGUUCACGCACAAGACCUAUUCAUCAAGCUCUGGAUCCCAUUUCUCAUUCAUGUUAAGGCAAUGAGGUGUGUGUGUUACUGUGCAUGUGUUACCGUGUGUGUGUUACCGUGUGUGUGUGUGUGUGUGUGUGUGUGUGCUCCUGAAGUGGGAUAGCAUAGCCUUCUGAUUGAUUUGUACUGUAAAGGGUUGUAUUAGCCUACAAUGGGAGCAGUCACAUUGUCCCAUUGUUGGACACACCACACCCUGCUCACCUAAUUCACCCAUUAGUUCAUAAUUAAAUCCACUCCUGUCACUGGAGAUAUCCCUACGGCUUAAAACUCUACACAACACAAAGCAGCACUUUAUAUUGCUAUCUGUAGAUUUCAACCCAUAUAAUACCAGGAUUACAUUGCCUGGUGUUCUGCUUUUGAAAUGUUUUAAAGGACGUUUUAACCAGACUGGACUCACUGGAGGAGUUUGUAGUGUCAAUAUGUAGGAAGUGGUGAGUGAGUGUUUACAGUAGGUUGGCGCUACACCUGUAUGCUGUAUAGGGAAGUUGUUUGGCCAUAGGAGGACUAUAGGCUAUCUGUUUGAUUGUGUAAGCCAUGCAUACGUGUUAUUCAUACUUCCUCUGUGCUUCAAUCCCUGUCAAUACCAUUGACUUUGCAUAUUGGCAGCAGUCAUAUGCAUACAAUUCCAGAAUUCUAAGAAUGCUCCGACACACACACACACACACACACACACACACACACAGGUGCGCAGACGCAUGUUAAUGCAUACAAAAGCAACUGGAAAACAACUGACUGUUGUUCAUUCAGAGUUAGCAUUUUUUCUGAAUGGUGUGCAGCCUAUAUACACAUGCUUGCACACACACACUUCAACACACACAUUGUCCUGUAGUGGGAGUUUUCCCAUUGAUAGUGCCGUAAGGCCCAGGCUCUCUCUCUCUAUAGUAGAACAUUUCACCUGCUGCAGGUCCUCCACAAGCUCGAAAUGCUCUUUCUUUCCCACAGUCUGCAGCCAGACUACACACACACACACGUACACACACCCCGCUCGCCCCUGUCAAGGCAUCUCCUCCCAUAACACAUUCCUCUUUUCCAUGUACAUUCUAUAGUGUUGGGCUGUUAUUGUGUUACCUGGACUGCAUGGUCUCCUCUUACAGGUAGAAAGCUUGUAGCGCGUGGCUGUCGUCUGAGUACGACAUCAUGUCAGACAGGAACGUAGACACACACUCACACCCACCUGGACAUUCCCCGGCUCGGGUUUCCCUUUGAGCGCUUACAAAACACGGCAGGCGACCCGACAACAUCCCUCAAUCUAUCUCCCACUUCCUCACCCGCCUUACCCCCUCCUCAACUACUCCCCCUCUCCCAAGCUGUCAUACUCUCAUAGUGGAAACAUCAAUGGAAAGAUAGUUUAAUAGUAACAUAUUCUAAUAAGAGACGACAUUAGGUUGAGGUAAAGGUGGGACAUUUGUAGUUUGGCUGUGAGGGUGGCGGAGGGAGUUGUAGUCUGGCUUUGAGGGUGGUGGAGGGAGUUGUAGUUUGGUUGAGAGGGUAGUGGAGGGAGUUGUAGUUUGGUUGUGAGGGUAGUGGAGGGAGUUGUGAGGUUGGUGGAGGGAGUUGUAGUUUGGCUGUGAGGGUGGUGGAGGGGUGUUAGUUUGGUGUGAGGGUGUGGAGGGGUUGUGUUGUGAUGAGUGGUGUGGGGGGGAGUUGUUGUGGGGUGUGAGGGAGUUGUAGUUGGUUGUGAGGGGUGGAGUUGUAGUUUGGUUGUGAGGGUGGUGGAGGGAGUUGUAGUUUGGCUGUGAGGGUGUGGAGGAGUUGUAGUUGGUUUGUGAGGGGUUGUAGUUGGUUGUGAGGGUGUGGAGGAGUUUGGUUGUUGUGAGGGUGGUGGCGGGAGUGUGUAGUUUGGUUGUGAGGUUUGUGGAGUGGGUGUGGUUGUAGUUGUUUUGUUGUGGGGGUAGUGGAGGGAGUUGUAGUUUGGUUGUGAGGGAGUUGUAGUUUGGCUGUGAGGGUGGUGGAGGGAGUUGUAGUUUGGCUGUGAGGGUUAUGGAUGGAGUUGUAGUUUGGUUGUGAGGGUGGUGGAGGGAGUUGUGGUUUGGUUGUGAGGGUGGUGGAAGGAGUUGUAGUUUGGUUGUGAGGGAGUUGUAGUUUAGCUGUGAGGGUAGUGGAGGGAGUUGUGAGGUGACAUGAUACUUAGAGAGAGAGAUCACUGAUAGAUGUCAGAGAUGUUGAAGGUUUAUUGGUGGCUGGAAGGUCUCAUGGGGCCUCUAGCUUCAGGCAUUUCAUUCUAACAGAGAGUGUAGUCCAUCUCAGCUACAGAGGUAAAUAGAUAUAUAUAUAGUCCUAAACUUUGACAUGCUGUCCUAUGGAAAGACUAGGGGUGUGUCCCAAAUGUCACUAUAUUCCCUAUAUAGUGCACUACUUUUGACCAGGGCCCAUAGGGAUCUGGUCAAAGGUAGUGCAAUAUGUUGGGAAUAGGGUGCCAUUUGGGAUGCAACCAAGGCUAGUCAGGUAGACGGGUUGUUGGUGCCUGUGUUUUAUGGGCUGUGGAGGAUCCUGAACACACCAAGGUGACUGGGGUGAGACGGUAACGCACCCAGCUCUCACAGGAUUAAGGAACAGAUGGUUGAAGCCACUAAAAUAUUAAAGAUGUGAAAAAUGUAACGUGGGAUUGGUCUUAUGUCUUUGUGAUGAGUUUUACAGUGGUUUUUACAGCAUCCUUUUACCAUAUGAAGUUGAGUCAUUGGUUAUAGCCCUCUGUUGACAAAAAUAGAUUUUCUACAGUCAAACUGAUAGACCUAGCUCCAUCUCUUAUGUACCUUGCUCUCCAUUAUUCAGCAAGAGAUAUCCAGCCUUUACAAUAUGCUAUACAGACAUAGUUGACAUAUUUGGAGCAGUGGAAGACAGGAGGGGUGUGCGUCUUUUGAUCAGCAAGAUGACAGGCUUAAAAAUAGAAUAAUCAGUACUGGUCAUAAUUUCCUUGUUCAGACGGCCCCACUACACCCACCAUGCAGCCAAGCUGUAUACCUACAGUACCUGCUGUUAAAGCACAAAAUGGAACUGGCACAUUCUCUCACUACUUAACUCUGGAUUUGAAGUCUAUGACUCCAGGCUGGAUUUCUGGAAAAAGGGUUCUUUUUUCCCCUCCUGUUGGAGGCUUGUCACACUUUGUCUGUGUCUGAAAUGGCACCCUAUUCCCUAUAUAGUGCACUACUUAUGUCCGGGGCCCAUAUACUGUAUGUAACAGUGCACUAUAUAGGGAAUAGGCUGCCAUUUUGAACGCAGCUUUUGAGAUGUAUAUGAACUACUGCCGUUUUCAACCCCCUCACUGUGAAGUUCUUCAGGUCAUUGUUCUCCCUGCUGUAGAAGAAGAACAGGGCAGGUGGGUUUUGGAGAGAAGCAGAGGGUCGAGAGAUAAUGAUCAGGUUCUAUGUAUUUGGGUUGAUGACUCGAGGCGGGGAAAGCCACACAUUCAAAUAGAGAGCCUUGGAGCAGAACGAUCAGAACUCGGCUCUCUACAGCUGAACCAAUGGAGAGAGCCUUGUGGGAGCUGGGUCGUGUUCAUAAGGGAACACUGUAGCGAAACGUUGUGCAACGGAAAAAAAAUGAAAAUUAGUGUUUUGUGUUGGAUAAGUCCAGCUCACUGUGUUAGUCAGUUUUUUUCCCGUUGCGUUCACUUAUGAACACUACCCAGAGCCGAUCAACGUCAUGUCAUCCAUUCCAACAGGGCCUGUCAAGCCUGUUCUCACUGCCUCGAAACUGACAGGCAGUAGGCUGACACUAUCAGGUCCACCCAACAGGCCCUACUACUGUCUGUGACUGCUACUGACAGGGAUAUGGCAGUUGGCAGUUGCUUUCUCUUUCUGUUGGGGACACGGAUGUUGCCCAGAGGAAGAGCUGAGAGAAGACAGGCCCAGUCUGAUAGGACCAUUGUGUUGUUGGUGUGAAUAUUCAUUAAACUAUGCCUAGUAGACACAGAUUCCAGCUUUCUGUCUUGACAUGCAUUGAGAUAUUUCACUGUUUGGGGUUGUAUGUUUGCUUUUGUUCAUUUGAGAUAAAAACAUUUGGCAGCAGUCUCAAUGCAUUAUUUCCACUAGUGUAGUUCCACUAUCUCAUUCUCUCUAGUAAGCUGUCUGUUGGCAGUGCAGCUGCAGGGAUAUGGCAUUAUCAGUGUGAGUGAUGUGUAUCCCAUGGCUGGUUGGGUUCAUUCAUUCACCUGAAAAGGUUAACAACUCUCGCCACAUAGAGAACAUUGGGGUGUGACCGCACAGCGCUCUAACCGCUCACCCGGGAGUAGAAGACGACAGGGCCACAUGUGAACCGAGACUGAGACGAGCUGAAGGAUGGAAAUCUUUAUCCCUUCUUUCUCUCUUUCUUUUUCUCUCUAUCGCUCUCUCUCCCCUGGAGUGUUAUUAAAUCUGUAGCGAGGAAGGUGCCAGCGAAGGAGAGCGAAGCGCGAAGAGACGAGAGGGAGGGAGGGAAAGCGGGAGGAGGGAGGAGAGGAGAGGGAGAGAGGCGGAGAGAGAGAGAGCGCGAGGAGAGAGAGGAAAAGAGAGAAAAGAGAGAGAGGAGAGAGCAAGGAGAAGAAAGAGGAGGAGAGAAAGGAGAGAGAGAGUAAGAGCGAGAGCGAAGAGAGGGAGAGAGGAGCGAGGAGAGGAGCGAGAGAGAGAGAUAGAGAGAGAGGGAGAGAGGGAGAGAGCAGAGAGAGGGAGAGAGAGAGCGGAGAGAGUAGCGAGAGAGAGAGAGAGAGGGAGGAGGGAGGAAGAGGGAAAGAGGGGAGAGAGAGAGCGAGGUCGAGAGAGAGAUGACGAGAGAAGCGGAGAGAGCAGAGGUCGAGAGAGUAGAUGCGCGCGGAGGGAAUAGAUAGAUAGAGAGCGCGAUCUGCUCUCUGUCUCUACCUCUCGCCUAUCCUCGCUCUUCCCUCCUCUCUCUAUAUUCUCUAUACCUCUUCUUUCGUACCUCUCGCUUCCCUCUCUCCUCUCAUCUACUCUCUCUCUCUCUCUCUCUACUCUCUCUCCCUCUCUGCUUCUGGCCAAACAACCACCACCACUAAAGCCACACCCACACUAUCCAUCCACUGGCCUGCCUGGCUCCCAGUGUGUUAUUUUUACCUCUUUCCCCCCAAAUAAUUAUGUCACUCUGUUUUCCUCUUGCCGUAUAUAUUUUUACUGACACCAUCUGCAUCGCCAGAAAAAAGUCACUUCCACCCAAACACAGAGAGGGAUGAUGUCAUUAAGCUAGGUCAUUUCCAGGUGACACAACAGCUCAUAUCCUUUGGGCUCCAGAUAGCGGUUGCCUUUAGGUACAGCUCUAGGAUCAGUUUACCCACGGCAAACCCUAACUUUAACCAUUGGAAAGCAAAUUGACCUUAGAUCAGUGUUUGAGGAGCCAGUACAUCCUACUCCUAAUUACUCCUCAGACCCUAACCUUGACCAUUAGUAGGAAAAACUGACCUAAGAUCAGUGUCUAUAAGGGCAACUUCAUCCUGCUCACUGUUUUGGUCCUGUACUGUUACUGCACUGUAACCUCAGGUCCACCAGCCUCUCCUCUGAUUGUUAAAUAAUGACCAUGCAGCAGUAAUAGUCAUGCAGGCAGACAGACAUGUUGGCUAGCCAAGCUGGGUCCCAGACGGUCUUCCACACAGGCACUUAGCCUAGCAUUCACACAGAUGACUUAUCCACUAGCCGGAGUGCUGGGUUGGGUUUAACAGGCUCUAAAACAGACUGAAACAGGGUGGGAUUACCUGGUCCAAUAAGAAAGACUAAUUUUAGCUUCCCGUUGAAAAACAUUUUAAAACGUUUUACCUAAUGGAUAAGAUCCUGAAGUGCAGGCUGAAGAGAGGCGGAGUCUGAUAGUGAUGAGCUCGUUCUUCACUUUAGUAAACGCUUCCAAUCCCCCGUGGUGGUUGACAGUGUUAGAGUGCAGCAUUACAAUAGGUCCAUCUAUCCUGUCGCCGCGCAGAAUGUCAGUUGAAAUGGGCAGCUUGCCAUUUUGAUUCUAAUGACUGUUAUGUGGUGGCCUGCUUUUUGUAGAUUAUUUUUUUGUGUCUGGUUGACAUAGAAGGAUCUCUCACUCUCUGGUGAGAUUGGGCUGAAGUGCUGUCUCUGUAAAUCAAAUUCUGUAUCUGUGUUUUUUUGUAUGCGUGGCCAACAACACAACCGAAAUGUGUUGAAAGGCACCAUUAUUAGACUUUGGGGCAGGCAUUUGUAGUUUUUUGGCUUUACAUGAGGAUCCUCCUCUCUGUGAGAUUGGCUGAAGGCUUCCUCGUAAAAAAUCUGAGGUUUGAGCGGGCAAAACAACAAUUGUAAAGCACCUAAAUGAACUUGAGAAAAUCCCAGCUCUUCAUCUCAUCACCAUACUCUCAAUAUCUCAUCCCAUGCUACUCACCCUCAUCAAACAUCUCUACGCUGAGUCCACUCUCAUCUCUCCGCUAUAUCUCACCUCAAUACUCUCCUCACGAUGACUAAUCCAUUACACCUGCCUCAUCUAUCUCCUCACCUGCUUCUCACAUCCUCAAUUCUCACCUCACACUGUUCACCUCAUCCAAUCUUACUCACUGAUUCAUACCAUACCUCAAUAUCUCAUGCUACACUCAGUUAUCCACCUCCUCCAUCAUUCUCCGCUUCCAUCCUUAUCUCCCUCUCCCUGCUUCUCCCCUCCUCCAUCUCUCUCUCCCUCCUUUUCACCUCCUCCCUCUCCCUCCUUCUCCCCUCCUCCGUCUCUCUCUCCCUCCUUUCUCCCCUCCUCCACCUCCCUCUCCCUCCUUCUCCCCUCCUCCAGCUCUCUCCCUCCCCUCCACUGCCUUCUCUCCCUCUCUGUCUGUGUUUUUGUAGUAAUGUAUGAUAUUGAUCCAAUAAACAGGAUUAGAAAUUCUAAAUUCUCUCUCUCUCUCCAUCCUAGAUGACAUGGCGUCCUCAGUAUCGCAGCUCCAAGUUCCGCCACGUGUUUGGUAAGGCCGCCACCAAGGAGAACUGCUACGAUGGCGUGCCCAUCACGCGGAGUGUCCACGACAACCACUUCUGCGCCGUCAACCCGCGCUUCAUCGCCGUCAUCACAGAGUGUGCCGGGGGCGGAGCCUUCCUGGUCCUCUCUGUCCAUCACGUGAGUCUCCGCCCACCUUUGCUUUUUUGAGAAAUGGAUGUGAAAUCUCUCUCUCUAUCUUUCUCUCCUCGAGGUAGAAGUUUUUCUUAAGCAUAGCUCUGGUAUAUGACCCUGUGUCAGUGGUUAGGGCUAACUUCUACCUACAGGGUGAUGUCAUUGUUGGUGAAUUAGUGAGUAUUUGAAGGUCUUUACAUUUGAUAGAUUCUGGGCGUAUUGUAUGAGAUGUCCUGUUGUGUUAUAUUACCUAUAAUGUCUGUUUUUAGCUUUGACUUUUCAUUUUGAGGUAUCCCUCCAACACCUCUAUAGUCUGUUGCUAAGGCUGAUGUUUUGGGGGGGUUCACUUCAAACAGUGCCCGAGCCAAAGACCGGCAAAAAAAAAACAGAAAGAAAAUGCAGCUAAAGUUAAACAGUCUAACCCAUAACUUUCCCUCCUAAAACGCCUGUCAUCUUUAUUUUUUUACCCCUCCACAAACUUCCUCCCUCCUUCCUUUUGCUGUCUAGAUAUGAAUAAUCUAUCUUACUUGUAAAUGAUGUAUAUGAAGAUGUCCUUAUUAUGUAUAGCCUCUUAUCACAGUCAGUGGUGUUAUCAGUGGAGGCAUUGCAUUGAUCUCUCCACUGAACUUGGCGUUCUCUUUCAACUCCCUGUAUGGCUAUGGCACCUCCAGACCUCUUCACCUGAACAUCAGCUGAAUUUACAGGCUUUCAUUUAUCUCAGACCUGCAGUGAUUAAUCAGAAAGACUCUCGAUCUGACCUGCAGUGAUUAAUCAGAAAGACUCUCGAUCCGACCUGCAGUGAUUAAUCAGAAAGACUCUCGAUCCGACCUGCAGUGAUUCAUCAGAAAGACUCUCGAUCCGACCUGCAGUGAUUCAUCAGAAAGACUCUCGAUCCGACCUGCAGUGAUUAAUCAGAAAGACUCUCGAUCCGACCUGCAGUGAUUCAUCAGAAAGACUCUCGAUCCGACCUGCAGUGAUUCAUCAGAAAGACUCUCGAUCCGACCUGCAGUGAUCAUCAGAACGACUGCGUGAUUCAUCAGAAAGACUACUCGAUCCGACCUGCAGUGAUUCAUCAGAAAGACUCUCGAUCCGACCUGCAGUGAUUCAUCAGAAAGACUCUCGAUCCGACCUGCAGUGAUUCAUCAGAAAGACUCUCGAUCCGACCGCAUGAUAGUGAUGUCAUCAGAAAGACUCUCGAUCCGACCUGCAGUGAUUCAUCAGAAAGACUCUCGAUCCGACCUGCAGUGAUUCAUCAGAAAGACUCUCGAUCCGACCUGCAGUGAUUCAUCAGAAAGACUCUCGAUCCGACCUGCAGUGAUUCAUCAGAAAGACUCUCGAUCCGACCUGCAGUGAUUCAUCAGAAAGACUCUCGAUCCGACCUGCAGUGAUUCAUCAGAAAGACUCUCGAUCCGACCUGCAGUGAUUCAUCGAAAGACAUCGAUCCGACCUGCAUGAUUCAUCAGAAGACUCUCGAUCCGACUGCAGUGAUUCAUCAGAAAGACUCUCGAUCCGACCUGCAGUGAUUCAUCAGAAAGACUCUCGAUCCGACCUGCAGUGAUUCAUCAGAAAGACUCUCGAUCCGACCUGCAGUGAUUCAUCAGAAAGACUCUCGAUCCGACCUGCAGUGAUUCAUCAGAAAGACUCUCGAUCCGACCUGCAGUGAUUCAUCAGAAAUACUCUCUUUCCGACCUGCAGUGAUUCAUCAGAAAGACUCUCGAUCCGACCUGCAGUGAUUCAUCAGAAAGACUCUCGAUCCGACCUGCAGUGAUUCAUCAGAAAGACUCUCCGCCGCUCCAUCUUUUCUCUCAUCUUUUCCCUGAUAUUUUCCGCCUUCUUCUUAAAGGGGUCUCUCUCUGAAUGUAUCAUGCUCCUCUUCUUGGCUCAGACAGGAGUUACAUAGGGGCUCAGGAAUGACAUAACUCACCUAUUUCCCCCUCCCUCUGUUGCAAGGAGUUGAAACUAUGGCUUGUCUCAGAGACCCCCCCCCCCCCCCUCCCCCCCGACAUACACACACAGGCAUGCACACACACACACCGUUCGGGUCCCUAUAAUCGAAUAAAUGUAUGACCCAUCUCUCUCUCUGAUAGCAUGUUCUUAGACUGAGUCAUUCAUGUAGUUUCAAGGCUCGCCCCCCCUAUCCCAAACACACCUUGCCUACACACACACACCAUGCUCUUCCUGGACACCAAUGAUGUCAUGGAGUGUGUGUGUGUUGUGUCAGUCAUCGGAUUACUGCAUUCUUAAACUUCUUGAAUUGUCUUGAUGCAAAUCAUAUUGAGACCGAAAGGAUUGCGUAAUACCACACAUGUUGUGUUAAACAAUAGUGAAUAGUGAACACGCCCCUGCAUUGCUCAAGAUGCUCACCUCUGUCAUAAGUUGCUGAUCUUGAUACAUUCUGUCUAGAUGGAUUCAGGAAGUGUCUGAGUUGACAGACCUCUAAAGAAUAAAAAAUAUCAGUAAGGUUGGCUUUUUAAACUGUUUUUACACUCUUUCUCAAAUAACUACUUUAUGUACCACCUUUGCCAUCAUGUUAGCAUAGCCAACUAGGGUAUUGAAGUGAAUUAUUCACAAACUAUUCCUUAAUGUCAUUGCCUAUUGCUCAAUGGGCAUGCUGUGUUGCCUUGCAUAGACUUGCUGGUUAGUUCUCUAGUGAGGUAUCAUUAAGUAUGCUGAGGUAGGCUGCCUGUCCUGACCUGUAAAGAGGAGUCAGACUUAAGAUUAAGAUUGUUAAGAAUUUCUUCUGACAUGGUUCUUUCUUGACUUCUUCUGCCGAUUACAUCAUGCAUACCUGGACGAAUUCUGUCCCUGACUUUGAAUACUCUACAUUUGUUGAUCGGUUUCUUCAAGUAAUGAAUAUACAUUUUACCUUUUGAUUUACCCUGUUUACCUUCAGUCCUUUUUUUUAAUGUAUAGAAAUGUGUAGGCAGGAUAUAUGUAUAGAAAUUUGUAGGCAGGAUAUACAGUACAAGUCAAAAGUUUGGAUACACCUACUCAUUCACAGGUUUUUCUUUAUUUUUACUAUUUUUUACAUUGUAGAAUAAUAGUGAAGACAUCAAAACUUUGAAAUAGCACAUAUGGAAUCAUGUAGUAACCAAAGAAGUGUUAAACAAAUCAAAAUAUAUUUUACACUCUUGGCAUUCUCUCAACCAGCUUCACCUGGAAUGCUUUUCCAACAGUCUUGAAGGAAUUCCCACAUAUGCUGAGCACUUGUUGGCUGCUUUUCCUUCACUCUGCCGUCCGACUCAACCCAAACCAUCUCAAUUGGGUUGAGGUCGCGGGAUUGUGGAGGCCAGGUCAUCUGAUGCAGCACUCCAUCUUUCUCCUUAUUUGUAAAAUAGCCCUUACACAGCCUGGAGGUGUGUUGGGUCAUUGUCCUGUUGAAAAACAAAUGAUAGUCCACUAAGCCCAAACCAGAUGGGAUGGCGUAUCGCUGCAGAAUGCUGUGGUAGCCAUGCUGGUUAAGUGUGCCUUGAAUUCUAAAUAAAUCACGGACAGUGUCACAAGCAAAGCACCCCCACACCAUAACACCUCCUCCUCCAUGCUUUACGGUGGGAACUAUACAUGUGGAGAUCAUCCGUUCAACCACGCACGUCUCACAGUGGUUUGAACCAAAAUCUCAAAUUUGGACUCCAGACCAAAGGACACAUUUCCACCGGUCUAAUGUCCAUUGCUCGUGUUUCUUGGCCCAAGUAGGUCUCUUCUUCUUAUUGGUGUCCUUUAGUAGUGGUUUCUUUGCAGCAAUUCGACCAUGAAGGCAUGAUUCAUACAGUCCCCUCUGAACAGUUGAUUUUGAGCUGUGUCUGUUACUUGAACUAUGUGAAGCAUUUAUUUGGGCUGCAAUUUCUGAGGCUGGUAACUCUAAUGAACUUAUCCUCUGCAGCAGAGGUAACUCUGGGUCUUCCAUUCCUGUGGCGGGCCUCAUGAGAGCCAGUUUCAUCAUAGUGCUUGAUGGUUUUUGCGACUGCACUUGAAGAAACUUUCAAAGUUCUUGAAAUGUUCCGUAUUGACUGACCUUAAUUUCUUAAAGUAAUGAUGGACUGUCGUUUCUCUUUGCUUAUUUGAGCUGUUCUUGCCAUAAUAUGGACUUGGUCUUUCACCAAAUAGGGCUAUCUUCUGUAUACUAACCCCCCCCCCCCCCCUGUCACAACACAACUGAUUGGCUCAAACGCAUUAAGAAGGAAAUAAAUUCAGAGUGAAGGAAAAGCAGCCAACAAGUGCUCAGCAUAUGUGGGAUCUCCUUCAAGACUGUUGGAAAAGCAUUCCAGGUGAAGCUGGUUGAGAGAAUGCCAAGAGUGUGCAAAGCUGUCAUCAAGGCAAAGGGUGGCUAUUUGAAGAAUCUCAAAUAUAACAUAUAUUUUGAUUUGUUUAACACUUUUUUGGUUACUACAUGAUUCCAUAUGUGUUAUUUCAUAGUUUUGAUGUCUUCACUAUUAUUCUAUAAUGUAGAAAAUAGUAAAAAUAAAGAAAAACCCUUGAACGAGUAGGUGUGUCCAAACUUUUGACUGGUAGUGUAUGUACAGAAAUGUGUAGGCAGGAUAUAGAGUAUCUAAUGUAAUGAUGAAUGAGAUCCAACCUCAGACUCUAGCUCCACCUUCUCUUGGCCCCAUGGCCCCAUGGCCCCAUGGCUCCUAGGAACCUUACAAACACACACUGACUUUGUCUGUGUUUUUCAGACAGGGAAGGUGGACCCCCAUCACCCCAAAGUGUCUGGCCACCGAGGUAACGUACUGGAUAUCAAAUGGAACCCCUUCAACGACUUCUGUAUAGCAUCCUGCUCAGAGGACUCCACGGUCAGUAGUGCACACACACACACACACACACACACACAUAAAAUCACCUUUCCAUUCCUGACAUUUCAUACCACUGACUAAGCAGCAGACGGGUUAAGAACAACAACUUUUAAACAGUCAAAGAUAACUAGAGGGCCUAGUUAAAGUUGUCUGAAGUCCUGACCUCUACUACCACUUGUAACAUGUUGGAGAGUUCCAACUCAUCAUUGUGUGUUAUGUAUUAGCCGCUUGUCAGUCUCAGAUUCCUCACCUUUCAGUUUGGCAAUGUGAGCUGGCUCUAGUCAAUGGUUGAGCUUGGCUCUAGUCAAUGUAUGUAACUUUGUAUGUGUGUGUGUGUGCCUGUGUGUCUGUCUGUGUGCAUUUGUGUGUGUGUUGCUCUAACAGGUGAAGGUCUGGGACAUCCCUCCCCAUGGUAUGCUGAAGAACCUGACGGUUGCCGUGGAAGGAGCUGCAGGGUCACAGCCGCAGGGUGGGCCUCAUCGAGUGGCACCCUACUGCCAACAAUGUGCUCUUCAGCACUGGCUAUGACUACCAGGUAACACACACCACCCACGCUAACCCACAGAUACACAAGCUCAUAUAUACAGUGCCUUCAGAAAGUAUUCACACCCCUUGACUUUUUCCACAUUUUGUUGUGUGACAGCCUGAAUUUAAAAUUGAUUACAUUUAGAUUUUGUGUCACUGAUCUACACACAAUAUCCCAUAAUGUCAAAGUGGAAUUAUGUUUUUAGACAUUUUUACAAAUUAAUAAAAAAUGAAAAGCUGAAAUGUCUUGCAUCAUUAAGUAUUCAACCUCUUUGUUACGGCAAGCCUAAAUAACUUCAGGAGUAACAUUUGUAUUAACAAGUCACAUGGUCUCUAUGUGCAAUAAUAGUGUUUAACAUUAUUUUUGUAUGACUACCUCAUCUCUGUACUCGACAAUUAUCUGUAAGGUCCCUCAGUCGAGCAGUGAAUUUCAAGCACAGAUUCAACGACAAAGACCAGGGAGUUUUUCCAAUGCCUGACAAAGAAGGGCACGAUAGGUAGAUGUGUAGAAAUAAAUAAAAAAAGCAGACGUUGAAUAUUCCUUUGAGCAUGGUUGUUAUUAAUUACACUUUGGAUGGUGUAUCAAUACACCAAGUCACUACAAAAAUACAGGCGUCCUUCCUAACUCAGCUGUCGAAGAGGAAGGAAACCGCUCAGAGAUUUCACCAUGAGGCGAAUGGUGAUUUUAAACCUGUUACAGCGUUAAAUGGCUGUGAUAGGAGAAAAGUGAGGAUGGAUCAACAACAUUGUAGUUACUCCACAAUACUAACCUAAAUGACAGAGUGAAAAGGAAGCCUGUACAGAAUAAAAAUAUUCCAAAACAUGCAUCUUGUUUGCAAUAAGGCACUAAAGUAAUACUGCAAAAAAUGUGGCAAAGAAAUUAACUUUAUGUCCUGAAUACAAAGUGUAAUGUUUGGGGCAAAUCCAACACAACAUCACUGAGUACCCUUCUUCAUAUUUUCAAGCAUGGUGGUGGCUGCAUCAUGUUGUGUGUAUGCUUGUCAUCGGCAAGGGAGAUUUUUUAGGAUAAAAAGAAAAGGAAUAGAGCUAAGCACAAGCAACAUGCUAGAGGAAAACCUGGUUCAGUCUGCUUUCCAACAGACACUGGGAGACAAAUUCACCUUUCAGCAGGACAAUAACCUAAAACACAAGGCCAAAUACACACUGAUUGCUUACCAAGACAAUAUUGAAUGUUCUUGAGUGGCUUAGUUACAGUUUUGACUUAAAUCGGCUUGAAAAUCUUUGGCAAGACUUGAAAAUGGCUGUCUAGUAAUGAUCCUCUGUAGCUCAAUUGGUAGAGCAUGGCGCUUGUAACGCCAGGGUAGUGGGUUCGAUCCCCGGGAUCACCCAUACGUAAAAAUAUAUGCACACAUGACUGUAAGUCGCUUUGGAUGAAAGCGUCUGCUAAAUGGCUUAUUAUAUUAUCAACAACCAACUUGACAGAGCUUGACAAAUUAAAAAAAUUAUAAUGGGCAAAUAUUGUACAAUACAGGUUUGCAAAGCUCUUAGAGACUUACCCAGAAAGACUCACAGGUGUAAUCGCUGCCAAAGGUGAUUCUAACAUGUAUUGACUCAGGGGGUUGAAUAUUUAUCUAAUCAAAAUAUAUUUGUGUUUUAUUUUCCAUUAAUAAAAUAAAAUGUUAGAAUUUUUCUUCCACUUUGACAGAGUAUUUUGUAUAGAUCGUUGACAAAAAAAAAAGACAAUUAAAUCAAUUUUAAUCCCACUUUGUAACACAACAAAAUGUGGAAAAAGUCAAGGGGUGUGAAUACUUUCUGAAGGCACUGUACACUCACACUCAAAGACAAAUACCCAAUAGUGAGAGCUAACCAGGAAAUAGCAUUGGCGAGUAUCAGUAUUGAAAUGCAGCCUAACGGGUCACUACAUUCUACUGCAGCUUAUUCUGCUUGGCAAAGUCCAACAGUAAGCAUCACGGUCACUGUCUAUCUGCCAGACAUGAACAUUGCUCUUUGUUGACCUAUAAAGAUUCCUUGGCAAUCUAUUGUAGCUCCUCAAUACUUGAAUAUUAGACGCCCAUGUAGGAAUCUACUGUAUAAGAAUGUCAAAUGUGGUUGGAAAUAGGGCUGAUAAGGUGACUGUAUUACCGCCACACCAGCAGUCACAAGUCAUGACGGCUGUCAAAUUCCACAUGACCGUUUUAGUCACGGUAAUUAGGCUUCUCCAAGCUCUGAUGCUGCUGAUAGUCAUUAGUAGCCUACCAAACUUGUUAACUGCCUCUUACUCAGCACUCUAUUGUCCCUCUAAUCACUCUGUCAUCAAUGCAAAUGUCAUCGAAAUCUUAUCAAACGCUUCAUGAGAGCCCAUGAGCUCAUGUUGCGCAACAUUUCUAUAGGCUAUGCAAUUGCGUGAGAAAGCAGAAAGCAGAGUGAUGGCCUCUAUUAAAAAGAGGAGGAUCCCAUCAGCUUUCUAUAGGCUAGGCCUACUAUAUUUGUUUCUCAACUUUCCUAAUAUUAAGCACAUUGCUUCUCUUUACAACAGGAGUAUAGCCUACCUGGCUGACAUAAAAAUUAACCACGGGAAAAGCGUCCUCCAUUCGCUAUUUAAGUGCAUAGAUUACAUGUAUUUUUUUCCGCUACAGGUGCAUGAUAAUGGUCCAUUCCAAAAUCAAAACAAAUUUCACACAUACACUACCGUUCAAAAGUUUGCGGUCACUUAGAAAUGUCCUUGUUUUCGAAAGAAAAUCAAUUUUUUUGCCCAUUAAAAUAACAUCAAAUUGAUCAGAAAUACAGUGUAGACAUUGUUAAUGUUGUAAAUGGCUAUUGUAGCUGGAAACGGCUGAUUUUUAAUGGAAUAUCUACAUAGGCGUACAGAGGCCCAUUAUCAGCAACCAUCAGUCUUGUGUUCCAAUGGCAUGUUGUGGUUGCUAAUCCAACUUUAUCAUUUUAAAAGGCUAAUUGAUCAUUAGAAAACCCUUUUGCAAUUAUGUUAGCACAGCUGAAAACUGUUGUGCUGAUUAAAGAAACAAAACACCAGUCUCAACGUCAACAGUGAAGAGGCGACUCUGGGAUGCUGACCUUCUAGGCAGAGUUGCAAAGAAAAAGCCAUAUCUCAGACUGCCCAUCUUAAUCUUUUCUUUUUUUUGGCCAGUCUGAGAUAUGGCUUUUACUUUGCAGCUAUGCCUAGAAGGUCAGCAUCCCGGAGUCGCCUCUUCACUGUUGACGUUGAGACUGGUGUUUUGCGGGUACUAUUUAAUGAAGCUGCCAGUUGAGGACCUGUUGCAAAAGGGUUUUCUAAUGAUCAAUUAGCCUUUUAAAAUGAUAAACCUGGAUUAGCAAACACAACGUGCCAUUGGAACACAGGACUGAUGGUUGCUGAUAAUGGGCCUCUGUACGCCUAUGUAGAUAUUCCAUAAAAAAUCGGACUAUGUUUGGAAUAUUUAUUUCUCGCACAGAAUAUAAUAGGUCAACUUUUGUACUAUGGGGAUAGUAGAUUGACAUAGGCUAGUGCUUUUGCGGUUCUUUAGGCCUACUCAUCUUGUUGGCUGACAAAAAGUACAUGUGGACAGUUCUUCCAAUAUCUUCAAUAUGCGCCUCGGAAUUCGAUAAGGACGCGCGCAGUUGCGUCCCCGAUGUGUCUGUCUUCACUUGUAGCCUGUGAGGAAGACCCGAUCACGUGACGGAGAGCCAUGUGAGUGAGAGGUACUUCGGCACGCAGCUGGGCGAAGGGAAUUAUAAUUAUUAUAUUCAGCCCAAGGGCACAAUGGCCACUGGCCAUAAAAGGCAUGGAUUUUUUUAGGGGGCAUUACGACCACACAAAGGGGAUGCAGCCGGGAAAUUCGAGGUAUUAUCAAGUGCUUGUCAAAUUGUGAAUGAGAGACUGAUGAAGUGUGUACAGCCUGCGCAAAAAACAAAGCAGAGCUCAUUCCUUUCACACAACUUUUUUCAAAUCAUCAUUAGUCGCAUCAUGCAGCCUUAGAAUGUAUUAAAAAUCUAAACAUAUAGCCCAACAUUUGUAUCACAUAUUACAUAAAUAACUCUAAAUUAAGCAUUACCUGUUUCUUUGUUAACAGCUCAACACAGAAUAGCCGCAUGUGCACACUCCCUCAAAUCGUUUGGAGAAAAUAUCCUUUCUAUUUUAUUCAGCUUUGUUCAAUUGUAUUCUUCAUACUAUAAAAUAAUAUAAAAUAAUGCCACGGAAUUCUAAGCAAAUCUUGUCUGCUAAAUGAACUAGUGUAGCCCACAGCCAUAUGGCAUAGCCAGAUCAGGGCCUAACCUAAGGACAACUCAGAGUAUGCUAUUCUGUUCUUCUGAAAUAGACUACAUUUUCUUCAUAUCAUGUUUCUUUAGACCUGUCUAAAAUAAAUAAUGGAUUUAUUGUGAUGGUGUAGGCUAUAUUACAUGGAUUUAUUAAGACUUUUUUAAAUGUAGAUGUUCCAAAGGUCUCUAUCAGUGGCUUGUAGGCUAUGCGUGGAAGACAGGAGAUGCUAAAUGUGUUUAUGUUAAUUAACGGUAAAUUACCUUUAGACCGGCAGUUAUUUGCUUGAUAAUCACCGGCUGACAGAAUGUAAUGACCGCCACAGCCCUAGGUGGAAACAAACUAAAACUAAAAACACACACACCCUGCUCGCCUGUCAAGUUACAGAAUUUAAAAUACUUUGUCAAUCCGUUUGUACUUUCAGUAUCUGAUUUCAUAACGUGUGUGUGUGUGUGUGCGUGUGCGUCCUUCCCCAGGUGAUGAUCUGGAACCUGGACUGUCCUGAGGCGGUAAUAAAGAAUCCAGUCCGGACCAUCAGCCACCACACUGACGUGGUGCUCUCCAUGUCCUUCAACACAGAUGGCAGCAGACUGGCCACGUCCUGCAAGGACAAGAAGAUCAGAGUUCUAGAGCCGCGCACUGGGAAUCUGCUACAGGUGUGUACGGGUGGGGUUGCUGGGUGUGAAGGGGUUUGUGUGUAGGAUUCCAUUUUUUUAUUCAUAAUGCCGUUGUCACCGGUAACAGUGAUUGAGUGUGUGUAUGUGCAUGAAUACUAUUUAUAUCAACAUGGCGCUUAGUGUCCAGCCUGAGCAAUAUGGUUACUAAGUUGUCAGAAAGGAUUCUCCCUCUCUCCCUGUCCUGUGCUCCUCCAGCACCACACAGCCAAAACUGACACCUCCCCAUCGGCCGCCCCAUAGACCACUGGGGUCAGCACCCAGCCACCCCAUAACUCAUGUCCUCUGUCUGUUCUCACCCGCCUCUCCGCCCCUCAAACCAGCUGACGUGGCAAUGUGCAGAGAGUGACACAGUGAUAUUGCAAAGACCUAUUUGUGGAGACGCGAUGUGCUGACGUUUCAAAUAUCAUCAUGUUUAUACAGAAACCAAUAGACUGUUUACUUCUGAAACUACUGAAACCCCAGGAGCAUGAUACCCAUAACAUCUCACAUACUGUGAUGUCAUGUAAAUACAGUAGUUAAAACAACUCUGUAGGGUUAUGUAUCCACCCAUCUGUCUUCCUGAACGGGGCAUUGCUUCAAAUUAUAUAAUUUCAUUUCUGACCAAUCUGGUUAAAUAUAGACUCAAUAAAACAUUUCAAAAUAAACCUCUUCUCAUAGACCUUUUUGUUUUUGUAUUUGUUUCCUGCUGUAUGUUUCAGGAGGCCAACUGUAAGAACCACAAAGCCAGCAAGGUGCUGUUCCUGGGGAACCUCAAGAUGCUGCUGUCCACCGGCAACUCCCGCUGGAACCACAGACAGAUGGCCCUCUGGGACCAGGUACACAACCACACUACUAGGAUCAGCUGUCUCACCGACAAUCUCUGAUCUCAACCAUUAAGGAUAUGUAAAACUGACCUUAGAGCAGUGUAUAGGAGCACCUUCAGCUUACUUUGGUAGAGGCUGCUCUAUGGAACAGUGCUAGGAACAGCUUACUUCCCCAAUUCAAAAUCCAUAGGGGGGGGCAAAUUCAAAACUGACCUUAGAUCAGUGUCUAUUAGUGGUGACUUCAUCUUAUUCUGAUUAGACAACGGCUCCCUCUGGUGCCUAAUGGGUGUAUCCCACAAUGGAAAUCCUGCGGGAUGCUUUCAUGUCAAAGCCCCAAACACAGAUAGUAUCUGUUUUGGUUAUGUCAUUUAUGAUCUGAUCCCUCCAUGUGUGUGUUUGUUGCACAACAACAAGUAUUUGAUUUGAAACCCGAUGUUUGUUGGUGUGUGUGUGUGUAUCUGAGUGGGCGGGGGGAUUAUGACUGCAACACGGAUUAGGGUUUUUUAAACAGUCAAUCUUUUUAAUUCUGUACUGGGAGACAUGUUCAUGUUAGGUCCACUUGAAACCUCCAUUCUUAUUGAAGUAAUAAGGUGUUCUUGCCUUUUAACAAGUUUAGUUGAUUAAGUAAAUAAUAUACUUUCUCUCUCGUGUGUGUGUGUCUACAGGAGGACCUAGAUGUGCCUUUGUUACAGGAGGACCUAGAUGGUUCGUCUGGGGUGCUCUUCCCUUUCUAUGACCCAGACACACACAUGCUGUACAUAGCAGGGAAGGUGGGUCUCUGGUACCUGGCUGAUAGAAACACAACACAUUCCCAUCAAGGGCUUCUGAAUGAAUGAAUUCUAAUAUGUUUUAAUGGUUGACUCUUGAAGAACAAGAGCACACCCACAUUUAUUUCAUGUAUUUGAGUUUGCCUACAUGUUUGACUGGUGUCUCUCUCUCUCUCUCUCUCUCCCUCUCUCUCUCCGCCUCUGUCACUUUCUGUCUCUCUCUCCAUCUGUCCUCUCUCUCUCUCUCUCUCUCUCUCUCCUCUCUCCAUCUCCAUCUCUGUCGAUCUCUGUCCUCUCUUUGUCUCUCUCCCCGCUCUCUCUCUCCCUCUCUUUCUCUCUGUCUCUCUCUCCAUCUCUGUGUCUCUCUCUCAGGGCGAUGGUAAUAUCAGGUACUAUGAGAUCAGCUCAGAGAAGCCCUACAUGCACUUCCUCACAGAGUACCGCUCGCAUACUCCUCAGAAAGGAAUGGGUAAGCACACAGACUCACACACACACACACACACACACACAGACUCACACACACAUACACACACACACACACACUGUGUGCGCCUGCAACCAAACCAGAUGUGCAAAUGAUCCAGCUGAUUUGACUAGCCAAAGAGGUGAUGACGAGGCUUUCAGUCAUGAGUUUUGAUGACAGUGACUUACAACAUGAAUAACCCUACCAUCAGCAGUAACAACAGAAGCACUGGGGUUGAUAGUGGUGGAGCAGCGGCACUAGUUCCAUUUGACAUUUUGAUUCAUUUAGCGAAUGCUCUUAUCCUCUGUCUCUGGAGUUUAACAACUGAAUCACCGUUGAAGGGCUUGAAUAGGACGCAAAGUCAAAUUGCAGUCCCUUGUUGGCAAGACUUGGAAUCAACAAAGUCAACAAGUUGGACAUGGACAGUAUCGAACAAUGAAACCGUGAUUGAGAUGGGAGUGUUUGUCUGAUGCUGACUAGACCGGCUACGUUGCGUGCGUGAGCGUUGCUAAGUAAACGUACACAUACAGUACAUGUUAUUCAAUCGUUUCAUCCAAACUGCUCGCGUCAACGGGCAACUGCGUAGCCAGGCGCUAAAAUAGAACUUGGUUCUAUUUGAGACGCUUGACGCAUUGCAAGUCCCGCCUCUCCCAUCUAGUCAUUGGUUUUUCAUGAGCAUAUUAACCCACGUGGGGAUUGAAAGAUGAACGAGGAGGGAUUAAUCAAAGAAAACUAACUAGGUUUCCCCUUUUAUUUGUGGAUUAAUUGUUGGAGUAGAAAACACACGAUUUUGUAUGACUCAAAAUGGGUCCAAAUUCUACAAACAUCCAGCUACAAAAAGGACCAUAUGCAUUUCAGUUCAAAUAACAACCCAAUGUUUGUCUCACAGGAAAAAUUAGUUAGCAAAAGCAAGCUAGCUAAAUGUACAUUAAUGUUUCAUGUGUGUUUUGACCUGUUCCCAAAUUAAUAUAGUUGCUUCACAGUUGGUUUUGGUAUUUUAACCUGCGUGUCAUGAACAUGUCUGGUAGGGAUAGACAAAAUCAAUAAGCGCACGAUGGCGCACACAUGGGGCCGGUUUGGUCAAGGUGUCAGAAACAGGCAGUGCUACUAACUCCCUGUGUGUGUGUGUGUGUGUGUGUGUGUGUGUGUGUGUGUGUGUGUGUGUGUGUGUCCCUCCACCCUCAGGUAUCAUGCCAAAGAGAGGCCUGGAUGUGAGUUCCUGUGAGGUGUUCAGGUUCUACAAACUGGUGACGAUCAAGGCCCUUAUCGAGCCCCUCUCCAUGAUCGUACCUCGUAGGGUAAGAACCCCUGACACACCAACACAGAGGACCAGAACACUUAGGGUCACAAUCUACUGAGCACUAGAACACUAUAUAGUCAAUCUACUGAGCACUAGAACACUAUAUAGUCAAUCUACUGAGCACUAGAACACUAAUAGCAAUAUCUACUGAGGCACUAGAAACAUAUAUUCAAUCUACUGAGCAAAACAUAUUAGUCAAACUCUGACACAGACACUAUAUAGUCAAUCUACUGGCACAGAACUAGAAAUCAAACUACUGAGCACAGAACACUAUUAGUCAAUCUACUGAGCACUAGAAACUAUAUAGUAAACUCUGGACUAGAACAAUAUAGUCCAAAACUACUGAGGCCAAACACUUAGAGUCACAAUCUAUGAGCACUAGAACCUAAUAUAAAUCUACUGAGCACUAAAACACAAUAUAGUCAAUCUACGACACUAGAACACUAUAUAGUCAAUCUACUGAGCACUAGAACACCAUAUAGUCAACUACUGAGCACUGGGAAAACUUAUGUCAAACUACUGGCACUAGAACACAAUAUAGUCAAUCUACUGAGCACUAGAACACAAUUAGUCAACUACUGAGCACUAGAAACACUAUAUAGUCAAUCUACUGAGGGACUAGAACACAAUAUAGUCAACUACUGAGCACUAGAACACAAUAUAGUCAAUCUACUGAGCACUAGAACACGAAUAUAGUCAAUCUACUGAGCACUAGAACACAAUAUAGUCAAUCUACUGAGCACUGGAACACAUUAUAGUCAAUCUACUGAGCACUAGAACACAAUAUAGUCACAAUCUACUGAGCACUAGAACACUAUAUAGUCAAUAUACUGAGCACUAGAACACCAUAUAGUCAAUCUACUGAGCACUGGAACACAUUAUAGUCAAUCUACUGAGCACUAGAACACAAUAUAGUCAAUCUACUGAGCACUAGAACACAGUAUAGUCAAACUACUGAGCACUAGAACACUAUAUAGUCAAUCUACUGAGCACUAGAACACAAUAUAGUCAAUCUACUGAGCACUAGAACACAAUAUAGUCAAUCUACUGAGCACUAGAACACUAUAUAGUCAAUCUACUGAGCACUAGAACACCAUAUAGUCAAUCUACUGAGCACUGGAACACAUUAUAGUCAUCUACUGAGCACUAGAAACCAAUUAGUCAAUCUACUGAGCACUAGAAAACAAUAUAGUUAAUCUACUGAGCACUAGAACACAAUAUAGUCACAAUCUACUGAGCACUAGAACACUAUAUAGUCAAUAUACUGAGCACUAGAACACUAUAUAGUCAAUCUACUGAGCACUAGAACACAAUAUAGUCAAUCUACUGAGGACCAGAACACUUAGGGUCACAAUCUACUGAGCACUAGAACACUAUAUAGUCAAACUACUGACACUAGAACCUAUUAGUCACAAACUACGGGGCAUUAAACACAAAUUUGUCAAUCACUGAGCACUAGAACACUAUAUAGUCAAUCUACUGAGCACUAGAACACAUUAUGGUCAAUCUACUGAGCACUAGAACACAAUAUAGUCAAUCUACUGAGCACUAGAACACAAUAUAGUCAAUCUACUGAGCACUAGAACACUAUAUAGUCAAUCUACUGAGCACUAGAACACUAUAUAGUCAAAACUACUGAGCACUGGAACACAUAGUCAAUCACUGAGCACUAGAACACCUAUAGUCAAUCAACCUAGCCUAGCCUAUAUGUCAUCUCUGAGCACUAGAACACAAUAUAGCAAUCUACUGAGGACCAGGAAACACAUAGGUCACAACUACUGAGCACAGAACACAUAUAGUCAAUCUCUGACACUAGAACACAAUAUAGUCACAAUCUACGGAGCAUUAGAACACUAUAUAGUCCAUCAACUGAGCACUAGAACACUAUAUAGUCAAUCUACUGAGCACUAGAACACAUUAUGGUCAAUCUACUGAGCACUAGAACACAAUAUGUCCAAUCUACUGAGCACUAGAACCAAAAUAGUCAAACUACUGAGCACUAGAAAAACUAUAUAGUCAUCUACUGAGCACUGGAACACAUUAAGUCAAUCUACUGAGCACUAGAACACAAUAUAGUUAAUCUACUGAGCACUAGAACACAAUAUAGUCACAAUCUACUGAGCACUAGAACACUAUAUAGUCAAUCUACUGAGCACUAGAACACUAUAUAGUCUAUCUACUGAGCACUAGAACACAAUAUAGUCAAUCUACUGAGGACCAGAACACUUAGGGUCACAAUCUACUGAGCACUAGAACACUAUAUAGUCAAUCUACUGAGCACUAGAACACUAUAUAGUAAAUCUACUGAGCACUAGAACACAAUAUAGUCGAUCUACUGAGGACCAGAACACUAUAUAGUCAAUCUACUGAGCACUAGAACACAAUAUAGUCACAAUCUACUGAGCACUAGAACACUAUAUAGUCAAUCUACUGAGCACUAGAACACAAUAUAGUCAAAAUCUACUGAGCACUAGAACACUAUAUAGUCAAUCUACUGAGCACUGGAACACAUUAUAGUCAAUCUACUGAGCACUAGAACACAAUAUAGUCAAUCUACUGAGCACUAGAACACAAUAUAGUCACAAUCUACUGAGCACUAGAACACUAUAUAGUAAAUCUACUGAGCACUAGAACACAAUAUAGUCAAUCUACUGAGGACCAGAACACAUAGGGUCACAAUCUACUGAGCACGAGAACACUAUAUAGUCAAUCUACUGAGCACUAGAACACAAUAUAGUCACAAUCUACGGAGCAUUAGAACACUAUAUAGUCAAUCAACUGAGCACUAGAACACUAUUUAGUCAAUCUACUGAGCAACUAGAACACAUUAUGGUCAAUCUACUGAGCACUAGAACACAAUAUGUCAAUCUACUUUGGGACUAGAACACAAUAUAGUCAAUCUACUGAGCACUAUAACACUAUAUAGUCAUCUACUGAGCCUAGAACACAAUAUAGUCACAAUCUACUGAGCACUAGAACACUAUAUAGUCAAUCUACUGAGCACUAGAACACUAUAUAGUCACAAUCUACUGAGGACUAGAACACAAUAUAGUCACAAUCUACUGAGCCUAGAACACUAUAUAGUUUAUCUACUGAGCACUAGAACACAAUAUGUCAAUCUACUGAGCACUAGAACACUAUAUAGUCAAUCUACUGACACGGAAAACCUUAUAGUCAAACUACUGACACUGAACAAAUAGUCAAAACUCUGAGCACUAGAACACAAAAGUCACUCUACUAGCACUAGAAAACCCAUUGUCAAUCUACUGAGCACUAGAACCUUAAUCAAUCUACUACCUAGAACACUAUUUCAAUCUACUGAGCAUAGAACCUAUAAGUCAAACUACUGAGCACUAAACACUAUAUCAAACUACUCCCCUAGAACCCAUAUCAAACUACUGAGCCUAGAAAACAAUAUAUCCAAUCUACUGACCUAGAACACUAUAAGUCAACUCUGGCAUAACAUAUUGUAAAACACUGACCUAGAACACAAAAGUCAAACUAUGGGACCAAACACUUAGGGUCCAAAAACUGACACUAACACUUUAGUCAACUCUGAGCCUAGAGCACUAUAUUCAAUCUACUGGCCCCUAGAAAACCCCUUAUAGUCAAUCUAUGAGCAAAACACAUUAAUCAAUCUACUUUUGCCAAAACUUAAGUCAAACUACAGCACAAACAUAUAUAUCCAAUCACGAGCACUAGAAAACCCAUUAGUCCAAUCUACGGGGCACUAAACACUAUUUCUCACUGAGCACAGAACACCUUUUAGUCAUCACAGAGCCAGAACACAAUAUACAAAACUACUGAGCACUAGAACCAAAUAUCCCCCAAACCCUGGCACUAAACAGUAUAAUCAAUCUACGACACUAAAAACCCAUAUAGUCAAUCUACUGAGCACUAAACACAAUAUAGUCACAUCUCUGAGCACUAGACACUUAAUCAUCUACUGACCUAGAAAACCCAUUAUGUCAAUCUCUGAGCCUAAACCUUAUAGUCUCUCUGACACUAAACCAUAUAGUCCAACUACUGAGCACUAAACACAUUAUAUCAACUACUGGCACAGAACCAUAAGUCAAUUACUGAGCCUAGAACCAAUAUAGUCACAUCUACUGACACUAGAACACUAUAUAGUCAUCUCCCGAGCACUAGAAAACUUUUUCCAAACUCUGAGGGCUAAACCAAUAUUCACAAUCUACUGAGCACUAAACACUUUUAGUCAAUCUACUGAGCCUGAACCAAAUUUAAGUAAAAUCUAUGACAAAAACAUAUAUAGUCAAUCUACUGAGUACUAGAAACGUAUGCCCCCUUGAGGCAUAAACACAUAUAGCCCCAAAUCACUGAGCACUAAACAAAAUAAGUCACAAUCUUGAGCACUAACACUAUAUAUCACAAUUACUGGCACUAACACAAUAUAGUACAAUCUCUGGACAGAACCUAUAGUCAAAUUGACACUAGAAACAUAUAGCAAUCACUGGGGGCUAAACAAAAUUAGUCACAAACAUGAGCACUAAAACCUAUAUGUUUCUACUGAGCACUAGAACACAAUAAUAAAACCCAUGAGCCAGAACACAAUAAGUCCACAAUCUACUGAGCCCUAGACACAAUAAGACAAUCUACGAGCAUAAACACAAAUAAUCCAAUCAAUGAGCACUAAAACAAAUAGUCAUCUAGAGCACUAGAACAAAAUAGUCACAUCUACUGAGAUCACUGAGCACUAGAACAAAUAUAUCGUCCACAAUCUACUGGCACUAGACCGCAUAUAGUACAAUCUAUGAGCACAGAACACAAUAUAGUCAAUCUACUGAGCCACUAUAGAACACAAUAUAGUCAAUCUACUGAGCACUAGAACACAUAUAGUCACAAUCUACUGGACUAGAACACACAUAUAGUCACAAUCUACUGAGCACUAGAACACUAAUCAUCAUGAACUUACAAUUAGUCAAUCUACUGAGAGCACAAUAUAGUCAAUCUACUGAGCACUAGAACACAAUAUAGUCAAUCUACUGAGCACUAGAACACAAUAUAGUCAAUCUACUGAGCACUAGAACACAAUAUAGUCACAAUCUACUGAGCACUAGAACACAAUAUAGUCACAAUCUACUGAGCACUAGAACACAAUAUAGUCAAUCUACUGAGCACUAGAACACAAUAUAGUCAAUCUACUGAGGACUAGAACACAAUUAGUCACAACACUGAGCACUAACACAUAUCGUCAAUCUACUGAGCACUAGAACACAAUAUAGUCAAUCUACUGAGCACUAGAACACAAUAUAGUCACAAUCUACUGAUCCAAAUGCAUUAAUGCAAUGUAGUGAAGACAUGACAAUUCGGCAUCAACUGUGUGUACGUGUGUGUAUUUGCGCCCCCUGUAGUCGGAGUCGUACCAGGAAGACAUCUACCCCAUGACGGCGGCGAGUGCAGCCGCCAUGUCGGCCGAGGAGUGGCUCAGUGGCAUGGACAAAGGUCAGAGAUCACCACCACAGAGAGAGGGUGGUCGUAGGGAUGGGCAGGUGUAUCGUGUGCUGUUUUUCCAUAGUUUAAUAACUUGAAUUAUGCAAUGAGGAAACUGCAAUACAAAAGCACGAGUAGCUGGCUAUGCUGAGGAAAUGCAGAACUGUAUUUAAAAGGGAUUUGUACAUUAUCAGUAGUAUACGUUUAUUCAAGGGAUAUUUAUACAUGAUGUAUCGAAAAGUGUAUAGUGUAUUUCAAUAUGAUCAGAAUAAGGAUUAUCAGUAUAAGGGGUCAGCCAUCAGACAUGCAGGCGCUUUAAUUUACAGCAAGGUUACAAUGCUGUCUCUCCAUCUAAGGUCCUAAUAGAGCCUAAUGCUGGAUAUUAGUUCUCCAUUUGAGAUAACAUGUAUUCCAUUUGCUCCUCCCUUUAGCUGACCAUGAAAUCUGUUUACCUACAGUAGUUGCAGACCUGGGUUCAAAUAGUAUUUGAAAUCUUUCAAAUAUUUUGAGCGUUUUGCUUUAGCCUGCCAGGAGUACCAGAUGGGCCGGGUUUGCGGUUUUGAUACUAUUCUAUUGGUUCCAUUGCGUCAGGCAAACUCAAUCGAGCCCAGUUGAAGUAUUUCAAAUAGUGUUUGAACCCAGGUCUGCCUAGACGCCUCAGCUGCAUCCUAUUUGCUCCUCUACAAGAUGUGACAUUCUCAUUUGUCAUGUGAAUGGCCAGGAAGUUGUCCAUUAUGCAUCAUUCGUACGAUAUCUAUCUACCCUGCAAUGUCCUGUGCAAAGAAGACCCUACAAAGUUUAUAUUAUAUUGUCCUCUAUCAUGUCUUUGAACCUGAAUUUGGUUAUAAAUUGUGUUCAUAAUUCAACAUUUCUGCUGUUAAAUAAUAUAUACAGUACCAGUCAAAAGUUUGGACACACCUUCAUUCAAGGGUUUUUCUUUAUUUUUACUAUUUUCUACAUUGUAGAAUAAUAAUGAAGACAUCAAAACGCAUUAAGAAGGAAAUAAAUUCCACAAAUUAACUUUUAAGGAGGCACACCUGUUAAUUGAAAUGCAUUCCAGGUGACUACCUCAUGAUGCUGGUUGAGAGAAUGCCAAGAGUGUGCAAAGCUGUCAUCAAGGCAAAGGGUGGCUAUUUGAAGAAUCUCAAAUAUAAAAUAUUUUUAAAAAACAACUUGAAUGAGUAGGUGUGUCCAAACUUUUGACUGGUAGUGUAUAUAUGUUGACCUUCAAAGAAAUCUCGACAACGAUAGCAUUGUGUUGUGUUAUCAUCAACCAACCAUAUGUGAGACAGUAAGAACGUAAUCAUUACAUAAUGUUUGCUCGCUCACCUUCCACCUCCACUAGGCCCGGUGCUCCAGUCCCUGAAGCCUGGGAGUCGAGUACCAGACUCCUACCCAGAGCUGAGCUCUGGCCUGGGCAGCAAGGGGCUGGACAACUCCCUGGGCACCCGGAGGUCCCAGAGCCGGCCAGGCCAACUGCAGCUGGCAUACAUCCAGGACCAGCUGGGCAACAAGGAGGGCAAGGAGGGCAAGAGUAAGACCUCUGUCAGCAACGGACAGGACCCCACGCUCUGCUCACCUCCCAAAACAGAGAACGAGGUAUGGGGCGGUUUCGAUGUGAGUUACCCAGCCUGGCUGUAUACCAUUCUACUCUGGGUCGGGGAAUGUUUAUUGUAGGGUAGGGUAGGGUAGGAGUUUUUUAGGUGACUAUAUAGGGUCAGAAAAGAUCCUGGCCCUAGUCUUGCACUCACCCACAUUUUUUCUCAAUGUGUGUUCUGUCUGUGUGUGUGUGUGUGUGUGUGUGUGUGUGUGUGUGUGUGUGUGUGUGUGUGUGUGUGUGUGUGUGUGUGUGUGCGCAGCUGCGUCUGAAGUUCCACAAGCAGCAGGAGGAGAUCCGGCGUCUGCGGGAGAUGCUCAACCAGAGGGACGUACGCAUCAAGCAGCUGGAGCUGGAGAUCAACAACGUGAGGAAUUCCCAGGGCUCGCACUGAGAAGAGGCUCCCCUUGCCCCCCGCCGUACCAAGCCACCCUCACCUCUCCUGGGCUACUCUCUGACCACCCCCCUCCCCCGCUCUCUCAUCCCGGGGGUCUCACUGCAAUGAACACCCCUCUACCCCCUUCGACCCCACCUUCCUUACCCUAAAGACAAAGCCUGUCUCUGUCUCAUCUCAGAACACUACCUGUCUCUGUGGAUGGGUCAAAGCCUCACCAAGGCUUCCCUUGGCGCACAUGUCCCCCAUAUAUGUACAUACACCCAUAGACUCUGUCACUUCUCAAUAUGUAACAUAUUUUAAUGCUACCACAUCACUAUACAUGUGCACCCUGUGUCCCUCUCCCCGCUCCCCUCCCCAAAGUCUGUUUUAGUUUUUCCUUUUGUACACUUCAGAGCUAUGCAAGUUGGAUGUAUUUUUGUUUUGUUUUUGUCAUAAACAAAAUCUUUAUGCCCUUUUUAUUAGAAAAAUUAUGAUAAAAAGAUGUACGUGCCUGUCUUAACAGUAUGGUGUGGUUGUCUGCUGGUUAUUUGAAUGUUGUCUGGAUGGGAGCAGAUGUCACACAUGAUUGUAAGAUACACUGAAUUUAUUUUCUACGCUUUGUGAUUUUGCAUAUUUAAACUACUGUACGUGGAUGGAUGGAUGCUGGUGGAGAUGUCUAGAAUGACAGAAAAUAUGUGAGAGGGAAAGAGACUUGCUUAAUUUUGUAUAUACUGAGUAAAUGGGGGGGGGGG